This is a messenger RNA of Strongylocentrotus purpuratus (purple sea urchin), 1664 nucleotides long. Its product is annotated as methyltransferase-like protein 27. The record is from RefSeq and is a predicted model, not a curated record. Gene Ontology annotation, molecular function: S-adenosylmethionine-dependent methyltransferase activity. The transcript is spliced from 6 exons. The coding region runs from base 123 to 821 and encodes 232 amino acids. NCBI's taxonomy places the organism in Eukaryota, Metazoa, Echinodermata, Echinoidea, Camarodonta, Strongylocentrotidae.
UUCUGUUAUAGCUAUAGUAUCGAAUGGAUUAUAUUUCAGAGUAUAUUUUAGAUCAUCUAUCUUAAUUGGCUGGUAACGAACUGAUAUUGAUUGACACAGAUAAGCAUCAAACAAUCCGCAAUAUGAAUGUGAAUGACAACGAGAAGGAUACCAAGGUAGAGAAAGAAAUCCCAACAGACUUGGCGAAAUGGGCACGGGCACUCCGAGAAGAAAGCAAUACUGACGCACUCGAAGCUAAAUACGAUGAUUUUGCUGAACAAUAUGAUAAGAUGAAUGCCGCAUUGAAGGGCACUGGGCCUGUUUUGACUGCUGACGCCCUCACCCGGUUGGUAACGAAUCGAGAUGUGAGAAUACUAGACGUAGGCUGCGGCACUGGGCUUGUCGGUCAACAGCUCUACGAUAACGGAUACCGUGAUAUACAUGGAGUAGACAUGUCAGCUGGAUCAUUAAAGGUUCUUGAAAAGAAACAGAUUUACUCGAAGCUAGUAAAGGCUAGAUUUGAUCCUAGCACACCUCUCCAAUAUGCCGAUGGUUAUUUUGACGUGAUAAUAAGCGCUGGUGUUUUUGUACCGUGUCAUCUCACUCACGCCUGUCUUCCAGAGAUUAUUCGUCUUCUCAAAGCUGGAGGACAUAUUCUCAUCACCACGAGGAAAAACGUCUUUGAUGAGGAGAUGGCAGGCAUAAAGCUGAAAUCAUCCUUUGCCAGUCUGACCAAAGAUGGAGUACUCGAGAAGAUAUCACACGAGGAGAUCGGUUAUGCGACUGAGAACGAUGAAGUUACUCCAGGCUUGAUAUUAUCGUAUAAGGUCCUACAGCAAUGAAGGAAAUAUGAUAUGCAUGGGCGUCUGUUGCGGCACAAAUUGUCGACGGCGACAAUUUGCGCCGAUUUUUGCAAAACCUGACGGCACAAAUUGUCGCCACCGGUACAAAUUGUCGACAAAGCACAUUACAUUGAAUUACGAUCAAAGUUCAAAGCCGUAAGUGGCAUAACUUCAUAUCAAGCAUCAAGACACAGUAUGCAUACACACAAACAUACGGUCAAGGUCAUUUUAAGUAUGUGCGCGUGCGUGCGUGUUUGUGUGUUCGUGUGUAAUAUUUGUUCACUUUUACUGCAUAUAUCAUUGCCAUCUUAUUUUAAAUGCUUGAAUUAGUGCUGAAACGAAAACAUGUAUUUUUUAUUUCAGUAGAUUACUCAGAAGGUAUUUUAAAGCAAAGUCUACAAUAUUCUCAUGAAAAUUGUAUGUAAAUUUCUUGUAUGUAGGUUUUCUUUUACCACAUCUUUAUCUACAGGUUGAAUUACUUGAACUUGAAUCUUCUAUAUUUUCCUGAUUCCUGUAUUCUAGAACAUAUUCAUCUACUUUAUAUAUUCUAAAGUAUCUAAUUGUCCCUUAAUAUUCCAGCAUAGUUUAAUGAAAAAAUGUUGUUGAACAGUUUUGAAUCGAGAUUUUACUCAAAACAUGUUUUCAACAUUAACAAAUUUUUGAAUUCCAGAAAUUCCAAAAGACGGAAAUUGGAGUAUCAUAACAGCUGUAAAUUUUAAUAUUUGGUUUUAGCAGGUACCCUAACUUUGUGAUAAUCGGUUGCAUGUAAAAAUUUCAUCAUCAAAAAGAUCUCCUAAGAUCAACAAACCUGAAGCGAAUAAAAUUUCAAUCAGCAUUCUAUUA